Messenger RNA from Culicoides brevitarsis, 1300 nucleotides. RefSeq names its product zinc finger protein 816-like. The transcript has a single exon. Bases 140 to 1273 code for a protein of 377 amino acids. NCBI's taxonomy places the organism in Eukaryota, Metazoa, Arthropoda, Insecta, Diptera, Ceratopogonidae. Gene Ontology annotation, cellular component: nucleus. The record is from RefSeq and is a predicted model, not a curated record. Gene Ontology annotation, molecular function: DNA-binding transcription factor activity, RNA polymerase II-specific. Gene Ontology annotation, biological process: regulation of transcription by RNA polymerase II.
CCACAAAUGCCGAGCACAAUUAUUUGCGUUCCCGAGUUCAUGGACGAGGAUUCGAUGAAAAAAGAAGAGCUUUUUCAGCGAAAAUGAUGAUCGUGACUCGGUCAGCAGCGACGAAGUUGACGACGUGAAGGACGAGAGAAUGUCGGAAAAUGAAGAAGAACCGAAAUCGGAAGAAGAUGAAGAACGAAAAAAGAAAUUAGACGAACUUUUGAGCCAAAAUACCUGGGAUCCGAUCGAAGGUGACAAAUUUAAAUGUCCCUUUUGCACGGAAAUCUUCAAAACUAUUGGAAGUAUCAUCGAUCACAUUCAUCACGAACACGACGGAAGAAAGAUGGAAUGCGACGAGGAGGAUUGCCGGUUCAGAUGUGAGUUGCAAUUCCAAAUGUACAAACACAAAAUCAAAUGUCACAGCAAAAAUUCCGUAAAAACCAUGCUUUGUCCGUUUUGUCGCGAUUUUUCCGGUUAUGGCAUGGCUCUCGUUGGGCAUUGUAACGAAACGCAUAAGGAUCAGGAGAAAAAUUGCCCACAUGAGGGUUGUGAUAUCACCUACUUUUUCGACUACCAGAUCGCGAGACAUCUCAAAAACGCUCACAAAACCUACAAAAGAAUCGUAACGCGCCGUCUCGAUGGUCGCACGGGACUUUUGCAUCAAUGUCUGAAAUGCAACAAAAUUUUCAAGACACGUGGUCAACUGGGGAAACAUCAAUUCGAGGAAUAUGGCAUCCCGAUGCCGGUUAACAAGAAGGAUCCGCAUCUCAAGGAGACGACAUUGUGUCCCCAAUGCGGCAAAUCGAUGAAAGUUUCCUCGUUAAAGAUCCACAUCGAGCUCGUACACUCGAAAUUCGCUGCUGGCUGCUUCAUUUGUGACAUUUGCGGCAACAAUUAUUCCACAAAAAUUUCCAUAACGAACCACAUCAAGUAUGCGCACAUGGAACGGAAGCCCAUAAAGUGUCGUCAUUGCGACCAAAUGUUCCCGAAUGUCGGUUCGCGACGAUAUCACGAAAUAAAAACCCACACAGAGUUCAAGCAUGUGUGCUCCAUUUGCGGCUUAAGGUGUUUCAAUCCGACAAAUUUAAGGGAUCACUUUGCCACGCAUACGGGAGAAGCCAAUUUCCAGUGUGCCAUUUGUGAGAAAAAGUUUAAACGGCGAUACAUCUUGAAAAAUCACAUGUACAUCCACACUGACAAUCGUCCCUUUAAAUGUUCCAUUUGCGAAUCAACGUUCAAAACUAAAAAUUAUCUAAAUUCGCACAUGAAAGUGCACGAGAAAUAAAAUAAAAAAAAUAUUUUUUAUUAUUAA